Pneumocystis jirovecii RU7 is the source of this 798-nucleotide messenger RNA. RefSeq lists its product as uncharacterized. The coding region runs from base 1 to 798 and encodes 265 amino acids. Gene Ontology annotation, molecular function: cyclin-dependent protein serine/threonine kinase regulator activity. The record is from RefSeq and is a predicted model, not a curated record. The transcript is spliced from 6 exons. Gene Ontology annotation, biological process: regulation of transcription by RNA polymerase II. Gene Ontology annotation, cellular component: nucleus. Lineage: Eukaryota; Fungi; Ascomycota; Pneumocystomycetes; Pneumocystales; Pneumocystaceae.
AUGAAAAGAAAAGGCAUUUCAGAAGAAAUACCUAAAAUAGAGAAUUCAAAGAUACCUCAGCAUUCUUUUAUUACUUUAUUGUCAAGUAUAUUACGUUUACCAGAAGAAACUACAGCUCUUGCUUUUGUUUACUAUCAUAGAUAUCAUCGGUGGAUAGAAAAAAUAAGCCAAGAUGAAUCAUUAUAUUUGAUAGAUGAUUAUACAUUAGCUAUCUCAUCUCUAUCACUUGCAUCGAAAGCAACAGAGCAGUUUCGACGUAUGCGAGAAUUCCUUGUUCCGGCCUAUUCAAUAAUAAACCCUUCCAAGCCACGACUAACGUUUCCUUCGGAAUUUUAUGACUCUUUAAGGGAUUCUGUUGUUAAUGCAGAACUUAUUUUAUUAAGAGUUCUUAAAUUUGAUAUAAAAAUUAUUCUUCCUUUUUCAUAUUUAACAAAAGCACUUCAUUUAACUUUAACUACAUGGCACUCUGAAACAACCGAUCCAACACUUCAGAAAGAAAAGUACCUUAUAAAUACGGCUAUCGGGCGUUAUGCACGUUGUCGUAUUAUGGAUGCUAUAUCGGAUUAUCGACUUUCAACCUUAUAUGAUCCACAAACAUUGUCGAGUGCUUGCUUAUGGCAUGCUCUUCGUGACUUCAGGAUAUUUCCAGAGGAGAAAUUCUUAUCAUGGGUUUUAUUAAUCACAGGAAGCACAGAAAUACAUGAAGACAUUCAAGAUGCAAUAUACGAUCUUGCUCAACUAGACUUAAGACGUCAUGAGCAGAGGAAAAUAUCGUGGUUAGAAGAUAAAUCAUGCUAG